AGUCCGACUCCCGGCUCUGGAACUUGGUUGGCAAGCUGAUCCUGGAGAAUAUCCCGAGGAGGUUCAGAACGAUUCGGACGAUCGAAAAGGAUUAACACGGGGAGGUCCUGCCGGUGGUAGAAAGAGAGACGAUUCCAAUUUUGAAAAGAGCACGAAGGAAGAAUGAAACGACAUUUGGCAUUCCUGGCGUUCGCCGGUGCCUGCUUGGCGGCGAGGGACUCCGGGUGUCCUCGGGUGUGCCCAUCUCCGGGCCCUUCUGACCCAGUCUGCGCCUCGGACGGAGUCAUUUAUCCCAGUGUCUGUGAAAUGAAGAAAAGGACUUGCGGAAGAGGCGUACGGACAGCUGCGGAAGGAUCGGGCCUUUGCGUACGAGCCAACGACUCAGAAUGCGACCAUAGGUGUGGGAAGGAAAGAGACCCGGCGUGCGGAACGGACGGCCACACCUACCUCAACCCGUGCCUACUCCGCGUCCAGACAUGCAGAACUGGAGUGCAGUUUUCGCACAUGGGCCCGUGCAACAACAUAAGCGCACAUCGGGAGAACUGUCCGGUGAAUUGCGAUAUGGCGCCUAAGGAUGGUCCUGUCUGCGGCAGCGACGGUAACGUUUACAUGAAUUCUUGCCUCAUGAAGAAACUAACUUGUGGUCAGGGGGUGGUGAAAACAUCGAAGAAGAACUGCCAAACGACGAGGCAUUGCCGUGAAUCGUGUUGGAGGAACGCGAAGCCGACCUGCGGCUCUGAUGGAAUCGUCUAUUCCAAUUCGUGCCGUAUGAAGAGCAAGAACUGCGGAAAACACGUUUUCGAGGUGCCGAUGGCGUAUUGUCUCUCCCAAGAAAGGACGAGCGGUCAGAAGGACGAAGCGUGCCCGACUUCUUGCCCCGAAGAACAGGGCGUCGUCUGCGGCUCGGACGGGAACGUCUACAGCAGCGAGUGCGAAAUGAACCUUCUCAACUGCGGUUCUCAUGCAAAGAGGAAAGUCGUCAGGGUGGACUUCGAGAAAUGUAAGAAUCGAGUAAACAAGUGUGCUAAAAUCAAGUGUGACGAUGUAACUGAGGAAGUAUGCGGAUCCGAUGCGAAAACAUAUCAGUCUUCUUGUCAUCUCCAAGUCGCCUCUUGCAUGAGAGGAGUCCAGCUGGCCCAUUUAGGAAGGUGCGUCGAACUGUUGAAACACGAAGAAUGCCCAGAUAGUUGCGAUGACGCCGAGACUUCUCCUACCUGCGGCUCAGACGGAAACGUAUACAGAUCCGAAUGUGAUUUAAAACGCCUCACUUGCGGCCAGAGGGUGGUCCCGGUUCCACUUCGCAACUGCCCGACCACUGCCGGUUGCGGCCUCGAGUGCCCGGACCACAGGAACUACGUCUGCGGAUCCGACAACAGGUUCUACAGAAACGAAUGCCAGAUGAAGAGAGACAACUGUGGGAAACAUGUGUUCGUCGUGCCGAUCAAGCGAUGCCUCGUCGGCUUCCAGUUCCAAGGCUGCUCUAAGAUCUGCCCCACGCUCUACGAUCCCAUCUGCGCGUCUGACAACAAAACCUACUCGAACGACUGUUUCCUAGAGCUGGAGAACUGCCGAUCGCGGAGCCUCCUCACCGUCGUCCAUCCUGGAAAGUGCGGCCAACCCGUAAAACCCAACAACAACUAUCUCUACUAAAAGAAAAAGAAGGAAAGGCAAGUCAAAGAAAGACAGGUUUUAAGUCAUUUCCAUUUGUCUCUAGUUGGUUAUAUAACGCGGUUAUAUAUAUAUUUAUUUAUUUAUAACUCUCAACCUUUUCCACUUGAAAUCCCAUUACCAGUACUUUUCUUUUAGAAAAGGAAGGGACUGUGGAAAAGGGAAUUUUUGAUAUUGUAAAUACAGAUAUUUUACAGUA
This is a messenger RNA of Cimex lectularius (bed bug), 1867 nucleotides long. RefSeq names its product agrin. Gene Ontology annotation, molecular function: protein binding. Lineage: Eukaryota; Metazoa; Arthropoda; Insecta; Hemiptera; Cimicidae. The record is from RefSeq and is a predicted model, not a curated record. The transcript is spliced from 8 exons. Gene Ontology annotation, biological process: multicellular organism development; cell differentiation. The coding region runs from base 163 to 1650 and encodes 495 amino acids.